This is a messenger RNA of Drosophila hydei, 1197 nucleotides long. RefSeq names its product endoplasmic reticulum resident protein 44-like. The coding region runs from base 1 to 1197 and encodes 398 amino acids. Lineage: Eukaryota; Metazoa; Arthropoda; Insecta; Diptera; Drosophilidae. The record is from RefSeq and is a predicted model, not a curated record. The transcript has 2 exons.
AUGUCAUUAAAAGGCAGCCAGGACGAGCAGCAGCAAGGAGCACGGAGCAAGGAGCGUGCCCUAAGCGGGCAGUGCGGGCAAAUCACAGCGGCGAACUUUAACAGCACUUUGGCAUCGCAUGAGUUGGUCUUUGUUAAUUUCUAUGCCGAUUGGUGCCACUUUAGCGCUCGUCUAACGCCGAUCUUUGAGGCAGCGGCCGUGCUCCUGGCGGAGACGCUGCCAGUCACGGCGAGCGUCCGUUUAGCCCGCAUCGACUGCGUGCGGGAGGAGGAGCUGACCAAUAGAUGCGGCAUCACCAAAUUCCCAACGCUGCGGCUAUACAAUCGUGGUCAUCCGCUGCGUCGGGAGUAUCGAGGACAGCGUUCGGUUGACGCACUGGUCAGCUAUGUGGAGAAGCAGUAUAGAUCUUCGAUCAAGACAUUCAACACUAUCGAAGAGUUGGGAGCGAUCAAUGUGAAGCGACGUUCGGUGAUUGGAUUCUUCGAGAGUCGCAAGCAGCCAGAUGCAGGUGUAUUCGAGGUGCUGGCUGACCGUUAUAAAAACGAUUGCGACUUCUACAUACGAAUUGGAGCCAAGUUGGACAGCGUUGCGUAUACGCAACGUAUGCCUACAGUGGUCUAUCGACCGGACCUUGCGCGCACCCAUGCUGCAGAUGAGUUAUUUGGUGGUAACUUGGCAUCUCCCACAGAUCUGGAGGAUUGGAUCUAUAAGAAGUGUGUGCCGCUGGUGCGUGCGGUGGAUUUUAAUAAUGUGGAGGAGAUAAUCGAGGAACGAUUGCCGCUGCUCGUCCUCUUCCAUAUGCCACACGACAUGACGUCCGUGAAGGACUACAAAGCGAUUGUGGAAAUGCAGCUGUCGAACUGUUCGGACUGUGGGCGAUUCAACUUUGUUACCGUCGACGGGCUCAGGUUUCAGCAUUCGAUACUCCACAUGGGCCGCACACUUCAGGAUAUGCCCAUAAUUGCCAUCGAUUCGCUGAAGUUUAUGUUUCCCUAUGAAAGGUUUAGUGAUAUGUACAUCCCGGGCCAUUUGAAGGAGUUCAUUCGUAAUUUUAGCAACCAUCAGAGGAUGUUUACGCUGCAAAUAAAGAAUGCCAUCGAACAGGAUGUUUCUGAGGUACCGCCGCCCUUAUCCACCUUCAAGCAUCUGGGUCCCUCGAAGCAUCGCUACACUCUUUUCGGACAUGAUGAGCUGUGA